Molecule: messenger RNA, 473 nt
Organism: Scutellospora calospora
Lineage: Eukaryota; Fungi; Glomeromycota; Glomeromycetes; Diversisporales; Gigasporaceae
Source: the annotation of a GenBank genome assembly
AUUAUUUAAACUAUAAAAAAAAAUUACGUGAAGAAUAUAUUAAAGAUAAUAAUCCUAUUGCAAGUUUAAUUAGAUUAUCAAAUAUAUCAGAUGAUGCUAAAAAAAAAUUUGAAAAUCAAAGAUUGGAAAUAUUAUAUGGUAAACCUAUAGAGUAUGAAAUACCUAAACCAAAACCUGAAAAACAAUCUGAUAGUUUUGGAAAUAAUUUAUUCAAUGAAUUAAAAAAAGAAAUAGAAGAUGUUAAAGAAAAUAAUGCAGAAAAAUUAAAAGAUUACGAAGAUUUGGAAGAAAAAAUAAAUGAAUCAAGAUUAUCAAAUGAUAAAAUUGAAAAAUUACAUGAAUUGAAAAAAAAUAGAUUAGCUAAAUUCACAAAUAAUAAAAUCAAACAAUUAGAAAAUAAAAUUAAAAUAUCAAAAACUGAAAAAAUAUGGAUGAUAUAUUUAAUGAAUUAUACAAUGAUAAAAUAUUAUUAG